AUGGUACACAAUUCAGGCUGGCAAGCAAUGCAUAUCUGCAGCAUUUUCUGCAUGCAACAUGACUACCACAAUGUUACCCUCCUUCCACUAUCAAUAACCUUCAUAAUUAUUGUGCAUUUCAAGAGCAAUGAUCUGCCGGCCAUGCCAUGGUCUGACUGGGAAACAGACCUAGGGAUCAGGACUUGGAAUUUCAAUGAAUUCUCCAAGCCUGAGAUUAUCAAACCACAUCGGCUGUGUAGGCAUUUUGCCCUCACAGAGAUUCCCUUCCCUAGCAAGCACAAAGUGUGGGCCAUCAUCUUGCUAGAUCAUUUGACGCAAGAACCUGAGGACUUUGAUUUUGACAAAGAAACAAUAUAA
This is a messenger RNA of Heterobasidion irregulare TC 32-1, 357 nucleotides long. RefSeq lists its product as uncharacterized. NCBI's taxonomy places the organism in Eukaryota, Fungi, Basidiomycota, Agaricomycetes, Russulales, Bondarzewiaceae. The transcript has 4 exons. The record is from RefSeq and is a predicted model, not a curated record. Bases 1 to 357 code for a protein of 118 amino acids.